AUGCGCAAAAUCCUCCAAACCGACCCAAAUCCGCGCUCCUCCUCGAGUUGGGGUCCUGCUGCUGCACUGCUGUGGGGCAGUGAGCUGUGGGGCGGCUCUGAACCCUCUCCCUUCUCUCUCCCUGCAGAUGAUGUGUCCCCAUAUUUUAAGACGGAACCGGUGCGCAGCCAGGUCCACCUGGAGGGGAACCGCCUGGUGCUGACAUGCAUGGCGGAGGGCAGCUGGCCUCUGGAGUUCAAGUGGCUGCACAACAGCCGGGAGCUGACCAAGUUCUCCCUGGAGUACCGGUACAUGAUCACCUCGUUGGACCGCACGCAUGCUGGGUUCUACCGCUGCAUCGUCCGCAACCGGAUGGGAGCCCUGCUGCAGCGCCAGACCGAGGUGCAGGUGGCCUACAUGGGGAGCUUUGAGGACAGUGAGACAGAGCAGAGUGUGUCCCAUGGGGAGGCAGCUGUCAUCCGGGCACCCCGCAUUGCCAGCUUUCCCCAGCCCCAGGUCACCUGGUUCCGUGAUGGGCGCAAGAUCUCCCCCAGCAGCCGAAUAGCCAUCACACUGGAUAACACCCUCGUCAUCCUCUCCACGGUGGCCCCAGAUGCGGGACGUUACUACGUGCAGGCAGUGAACGACAAGAACGGGGACAACAAAACCAGCCAGCCCAUCACGCUCACCGUGGCCAACGUGGGUGGCCCCGCCGAUCCCAUCGCACCCACCAUCAUUGUCCCACCCAGGAACACCAGCGUGGUGGCCGGGACCUCAGAGGUGACCAUGGAGUGCGUGGCCAACGCCAGGCCACUGAUCAAGCUGCACAUCAUCUGGAAGAAGGAUGGCGUGCCCAUCUCCAGUGGCAUCAGUGACUACAGCCGCCGGCUCACCAUCCUCAACCCCACGCUGGGUGACAGUGGCUACUAUGAGUGCGAGGCUGUGCUGCGCAGCAGCAGUGUGCCUGCUGUGGCUGAGGGUGCCUACCUGUCCGUGCUGGAGCCCCCGCAGUUUGUCAAGGAGCCAGAGAGGCACAUCACAGCUGAGAUGGAGAAGGUGGUGGCCAUCCCAUGCCAAGCCAAAGGUGUGCCACCUCCCGACAUGGCCUGGUACAAGGACGCAUCUCUCAUCCAUCCGGAGCAGCUGUCCCGCUUCCAGCUGCUGGCAGAUGGCAGCCUGCAGAUCAGUGGGCUGCUCCCUGAUGACACUGGCAUGUUCCAGUGCUUCGCCCGCAACGCGGCCGGAGAGGUGCAGACCACCACGUACCUGGCUGUGACCAGCAUCGCCCCCAACAUCACGAGGGGUCCCCAGGACAGCACGGUGAUCGAUGGCAUGUCUGUAAUCCUCAACUGUGAGACCUCGGGGGCUCCACGCCCAGCCAUCACCUGGCAGAAAGGGGAGCGGAUCCUGGCCAGUGGCUCGGUGCAGCUCCCGCGCUUCACCCUGCUGGAGUCAGGCAGCCUGCUCAUCAGCCCAGCACACCUGGCUGAUGCCGGCACCUACACCUGCCUGGCCACCAACUCCCGUGGUGUAGACGAAGCUUCCGCUGACCUGGUGGUCUGGGCACGGACACGCAUCACCGACCCACCGCAGGACCAGAGUGUCAUCAAGGGCACCAAGGCCUCCAUGAGCUGCGGCGUCACCCAUGACCCCAGUGUGGAUGUCAGGUACGUCUGGGAGAAGGAUGGUGCACCACUGGGCACGGAGAGCGGCCCCCGGCUGCGGCUGGACGAGGCGGGCACGCUGCACAUCUCCCAGACCUGGUCGGGGGACAUCGGCACCUACACCUGCAAGGUGCUCUCGGCUGGUGGCAAUGAUUCACGCAGUGCCCACCUUCGUGUCCGGCAGCUCCCCCAUGCCCCCGAGAGCCCUGUGGCCAUCUUGAGCCCCCUGGAGAAGCGGGCCAUCAACCUGACUUGGGCCAAGCCCUUCGAUGGCAACAGCCCCCUGCUGCGUUACCUCGUGGAGAUCUCUGAGAACAAUGCACCCUGGACAGUGCUGCUAGCCAGCGUUGACCCCGAGCUGACAUGGGUGGUGGUGCGGGGAUUGGUGCCUGCACGUUCCUACCAGUUCCGCCUGUGUGCUGUCAACGAUGUGGGCAGGAGCCAGUUCAGCAAGGACACAGAGAGAGUGUCUCUGCCCGAGGAGCCACCCUCUGCACCCCCCCAGAAUGUCAUUGCCAGCGGCCGCACCAACCAGUCCAUCAUGAUCCAAUGGCAGCCACCUCCUGAGAGCCACCAGAAUGGUGUCCUCAAGGGCUACAUCAUCCGAUACUGCCUGGCCGGGCUGCCCGUGGGCUACCAGUUCAAGAACAUCACCAAUGCUGAUGUCAACAACCUGCUCCUGGAAGACCUCAUCAUCUGGACCAACUAUGAGAUCGAGGUGGCGGCGUACAACAGCGCUGGCCUGGGGGUGUACAGCAUGAAGGUGACAGAGUGGACGCUGCAGGGAGUGCCUACUGUGCCCCCGGGCAACGUGCAGACUGAGGCCACCAAUUCCACCACCAUCCGCUUCACCUGGAACCCCCCCAGCCCCCAGUUCAUCAACGGCAUCAAUCAGGGCUACAAGCUUAUCGCCUGGGAGCCUGAACAUGAGGAAGAGGCGACGGUGGUGACGGUGCGACCCAACUUCCAGGACAGCGUCCACGUGGGUUAUGUGGUGGGGCUGAAGAAGUUCACUGAGUAUUUGACAUCGGUGCUGUGCUUCACUACGCCGGGGGAUGGCCCGCGCAGCCCGCCCCAGCUGGUGCGCACCCACGAGGACGUGCCUGGCCCUGUGGGACACUUGAGCUUCAGUGAGAUCUUGGACACAUCCCUGAAGGUCAGCUGGCAGGAGCCCCUGGAGAAGAAUGGUAUUCUGACAGGCUACCGGAUCUCCUGGGAGGAAUACAACCGCACCAACACACGGGUGACCCACUACCUGCCCAACGUCACGCUGGAGUACCGUGUCACCGGCCUCACUGCCCUCACCACCUACACCAUCGAGGUGGCUGCCAUGACCUCCAAGGGCCAGGGCCAGGUUUCUUCCUCCACCAUCUCCUCGGGAGUGCCACCAGAACUCCCUGGUGCCCCCACCAAUUUGGGCAUCUCCAACAUCGGUCCCCGCUCCGUUACCCUCCAGUUUCGCCCGGGUUAUGAUGGCAAAACCUCCAUCUCUCGCUGGCAGGUGGAGGCACAGGUGGGCCAGAAUGGUGAGGCUGAAGAGUGGGGGCUCGUCCACCAGCUGGCUAAUGAGCCUGAUGCCCGCUCCAUGGAAGUGCCCAAUCUGAAUCCCUACACCUACUACAGGCAAGUGGCCAGGGCUGUGCCAUCCUUCCCAGGGGACCAGAGCACCCCUCUCCCCGCUGUGACCCCGCUCUCCCCUCUCAGUUUCCGCAUGCGGCAGGUUAACAUCGUGGGCACCAGCCCCCCCAGCCAACCCUCCAGAAGGAUCCAGACCCUGCAAGCCCCCCCGGAUGUGGCACCUGCUAAUGUCACCUUGCGGACAGCCAGUGAGACCAGCCUGUGGCUGCGAUGGAUGCCCCUCCUGGAGCAGGAGUACAAUGGGAACCCCGACUCGGUGGGCUACCGGAUCCGCUACCUGCGCUCGGAUGGGCGAGGGCGGGCAGUGAUGCACACCAUCCAUGACCGUGUGGAGCGAGAGUACACCAUCGAGGACCUGGAGGAGUGGACCGAGUACCGGGUGCAGGUCCAAGCCUUCAAUGCCAUUGGCUCAGGGCCCUGGAGCCAUUUGGUGCUGGGACGAACGCGGGAGUCAGUGCCCUCCUCUGGCCCCAGCAAUGUGUCAGCACAGGCCACGUCUUCCAGCAGCAUGCUGGUGCGAUGGAGCGACAUCCCUGAGGCGGACUGCAACGGCCUCAUCCUGGGCUACAAGGUGAUGUACAAGGAGAAAGAUUCAGAGGCACGUGCCCAGUUCUGGCUGGCAGAGGGCAAUGCCUCCCGCAGUGCCCAGCUGACAGGGCUGGGCAAGUUCAUGCUGUACGAGAUCCGCGUGUUGGCCUUCACCAGGAUUGGGGACGGCGUGCCCAGCCGGCCCCCUGUCCUCGAGAGGACUCUGGAUGAUGUACCUGGGCCUCCUGUGGGGAUGCUGUUUCCUGAAGUGAGAACAACCUCUGUGCGCCUCAUCUGGCAGCCGCCUGCAGCCCCCAAUGGCAUCAUCCUGGCGUACCAGCUCACCCACCGCCUUAACACCACCACGGCCAACGCGGCUGUCAGCGAGGUGCUGGGCCCCAGCACACGGCAGUACACGGCCACUGGCCUGCAGCCCGAGGCCACCUACCUCUUCCGCGUCGCGGCACAGACCCGCAAGGGCUGGGGAGAGGCAGCUGAAGCCCUCGUGGUGACCACAGAAAAGAGAGAUCGCCCGCAGCCCCCCAGCAAGCCGCUGGUGCGGCAGGAGGAUGUGCGUGCCCGCAGUGUUCUUCUGUCCUGGGAGCCGGGCAGUGAUGGGCUCUCCCCCGUCCGCUUCUACACGGUGCAGACCCGUGAGCUGCCCAGCGGUGAGUGGGCACUGCACCCUGUUUCCAUCAGCCAUAAUGCCACGGCCUUCAUCGUGGACAGGCUGAAGCCCUUCACCUCCUACAAGUUCCGUGUGAAAGCGACGAAUGACAUUGGGGACAGCGAGUACAGCGAGGAGUCAGAGUCACUCACCACCCUGCAGGCAGCCCCCGAGGAAGCCCCCACCAUCCUCUCUGUCACCCCACACACUACCACAUCCGUGCUCAUCCGCUGGCAGCCCCCAUCUGAGGACAAGAUCAAUGGGAUCCUGCUGGGCUUCCGCCUCCGCUACCGUGAGCUGCUGUACGACAGCCUGCGUGGCUUCACCCUGCACAGCAUUGGCAACCCUGGCGCCACGUGGGCUGAGCUCACCCCUGUCUACACCGUGCACAACCUCAGCGAGGUGUCCCUCACCCAGUACGAACUGAACAACCUGAGCAAGCACCGGCGCUACGAGAUUCGCAUGAGUGUGUACAAUGCAGUGGGUGAGGGACCCCCCAGCCCUCCCCAAGAGGUCUUUGUGGGUGAAGCAGUGCCCACUGGAGCACCGCAGAACGUGGCCGUGAAGGCAGCCACUGCCACCCAGCUGGAUGUCACCUGGGAGCCACCACCUGCUGAGACCCAGAACGGGGACAUCCAGGGCUACAAGAUCCACUUCUGGGAGGCGCAGCGGCAGAAUGAGAGUGCACGGGUGAAGACACUCUUCCUGCCCGAGACUGGGGUGAAGCUGAAGAACCUGACGGGAUACACCUCCUACUGGGUCAGCAUCGCUGCCUUCAAUGCAGCUGGAGAUGGACCCCGCAGCACCCCAGUUACGGCCCGGACACAGCAGGCAGCCCCCAGCGCCCCCGGCUCCAUCCGAUUCAGUGAGCUGACCACCACAUCAGUGAACGUGUCCUGGGAGCCACCACCGCUGCCCAAUGGCAUCCUGGAGGGUUACAGGCUGGUCUAUGAGCCCUGCAUGCCCGUGGACGGUGUCAGUAAGAUUGUGACGGUGGAUGUGAAGGGGAACAGCCCGCUGUGGAUGAAGGUGAAGGACCUGGCUGAGGGCAUCACCUACCGGUUCCGCAUCAGGGCUAAAACCUUCGCCUAUGGACCAGACGUUGAAGCAAACAUCACCACAGGGCCAGGGGAAGGUGCCCCUGGCCCUCCUGGAGAGCCCUUCAUCUCCCGCUAUGGCUCAGCCAUCACCAUCCAUUGGACGAGCGGAGACCCCGGCCAAGGACCCAUCACAAGAUACGUCAUUGAAGCUCGGCCUUCAGAUGAGGGGCUCUGGGACAUCCUCAUCAAAGACAUUCCCAAAGAAGUGACCUCCUACACCUUCAGCAUGGACAUCCUGAAGCAGGGGGUCAGCUACGACUUCCGUGUCAUCGCUGUCAAUGAUUAUGGCUAUGGGACUCCCAGCACACCAUCCCCCUCUGUCUCAGCCCAGAAAGCCAACCCCUUCUAUGAGGAGUGGUGGUUCCUGGUGGUUAUUGCCCUGGUGGGGCUCAUCUUCAUCCUCCUGCUCGUCUUCGUGCUCAUCAUCCGCGGGCAGAGCAAGAAGUAUGCCAAGAAGUCAGACUCGGGGAAUGGCUCUAAGGCAAACGCCCUGACCCACGGUGAGAUGGUGAGCCUGGAUGAGAGCAGCUUCCCUGCCCUGGAGCUCAACAACCGGCGCCUUUCCGUCAAGAAUUCCUUCUGCAGAAAGAAUGGCAUCUACACUCGGUCCCCGCCGCGCCCCAGCCCCGGCAGCCUGCACUAUUCGGAUGAGGAUGUGACAAAGUACAACGACCUGAUCCCUGCCGAGAGCAGCAGCCUGACGGAGAAACCUUCUGAGGUCUCCGACUCCCAGGGCAGCGACAGUGAGUACGAGGUGGAUCCGGGUCACCAGAAAGCCCACUCCUUUGUCAACCACUACAUCAGUGACCCCACCUACUACAACUCGUGGAGGAGGCAGCAGAAGGGCAUCUCACGGGCGCAGGCGUACAGCUACACCGAGAGCGACUCCGGGGAGCCCGACCACACACCCCUCUCCAACAGCACCUCCACACAGCAGGGCAGCCUCUUCCGGCCCAAAGCCAGCAGGACUCCCACCCCACAGACCCCCGGCAACCCCCCCAGCCAACCUGGCACCCUGUACCGCCCACCCAGCAGCCUGGCCCCCGGCUCCAGAGCCCCCAUUGCUGGGUUUUCCUCUUUUGUUUGAUAUUUAAAGGGGAGCAGAAGAAAACUACACGAAACAAAGGAGCAAAAAAAACAAAACAAAACAAAAAUAUGAAAAAAAAAAAAGGAAAAAAAAAAAAAAAGAAUCCACGAAAUCAAGGAAAUAAGCGUCAAGGUGGAGAAGAGGAUGGAGAUGUUGAGAGCCUGAGGAGGGGCUGCUCAGGUUCAGGCUUUGUCCUUUUCUCAGCAGGACUUGGAGCAGGAUGCCAAGGGACAGUGCUGAAGCUGGGGGGCAGAACCCAGCUCCCCUUUUUGGCCAAAGCUUUCUGUGUUGAGGACUCUUUGGCCGGAGGCUGCAGAGGGGCCCUGGAUGUGCUGUGUGGGCCCAACUUAUGGGUCCCACAAGGAUGCAGGAAUGGGUGGUGAUGCAGAGGAGACUGUGUGGGGAGAGGGGUUCUGUCUGUGUAAACCUCUGGGGGUGAAGCCCCCAGCCUGGACACUCUGAGAAAUGGGGCCAGCAGCCAUGUGGACAAUGAAUUGCCCUCUUUGUUCGCCCCUGGCCCAGCACAGCCCCCCAGCAGAGCUCCCAAGGGUGCAAGUGGUGCUGAUGUCUCCUAUGAUUCGCACCCUGGAGAGGACUCAGUGGGGUGAUGCAGUGACCGUGGCCGCUCCUCUGCCUCUCUGGCAGCGUGGAGGUGUUUUUAUUUUAAUUCUGUUUUGUGCAGAGGCCUGGGAGCCUAAGGGGCACACAGUGGUGGUGAUGCCCAGGGUGCUCUGGGGCUGGAGAGGGGAUGGUUUUGGUGCACUCUGCAUAGCAAACCUCUCCCCUCUUCUAUUGCCUGUUGGUGAGCCAGGCACCAGCUGGUGGGGCUGCACCGAGAGAUGCCAAUAAACAGCCUGAGGAUGAUCCUGUCUCACCUG
Messenger RNA from Phasianus colchicus (ring-necked pheasant), 7541 nucleotides. The record is from RefSeq and is a predicted model, not a curated record. Lineage: Eukaryota; Metazoa; Chordata; Aves; Galliformes; Phasianidae.